AUGCAACCCAGCAACCCAUCCAGGAGGCACUUCACAAUCGAUGACUUUGAAAUCGGACGUCCUCUGGGCAAAGGUAAAUUUGGGAACGUCUACCUGGCUCGACUGAAGAAGAACCAUUUCAUCGUGGCCCUGAAGGUCCUCUUCAAGUCCCAGCUUGAGAAGGCGGGACUGGAGCACCAGCUGCGCAGGGAAGUCGAGAUCCAGGCGCAUCUUCAACACCCAAACAUCCUACGCCUGUACAACUAUUUCCAUGAUGCUCGCCGGAUAUACCUGAUUCUGGAAUAUGCUCCCAGGGGUGAGCUCUACAACUUUUUGCAGAAAAGCGGCCCCUUAGAUGAGCAGCGCACGGCUACGAUAAUGGAGGAGCUGGCAGAUGCCCUGACAUACUGCCACAAGAAGAAGGUGAUUCACAGGGAUAUUAAGCCAGAGAAUCUGCUGCUGGGACUGAUGGGUGAGGUGAAGAUCGCAGACUUUGGCUGGUCUGUGCAUGCCCCCUCCCUCAGGAGACAGACAAUGUGUGGGACCCUGGACUACUUGUCCCCAGAGAUCGUCGAAGGCAGAAUGUACGAUGAGAAGGUGGACCUGUGGUGUGUUGGCGUGCUCUGCUAUGAGCUGCUGGUGGGCAAGCCGCCCUUUGAGAGCGCCUCUCAGAGUGAGACCCAGAGGCGCAUCCUCAAGGUGGAUGUGACGUUUCCUCCCUCAAUGCCCGUGGGGGCUCAGGACCUGGUCUCCAAGCUUCUUAGGUUCCAGCCCUCAGAGCGGCUGCCCCUGGCUCAGAUCCUGGUGCACCCCUGGGUGAAGGCUCACUCCCGGAGGGUGUUGCCUCCCUGUGCUCAGAAGGCCUCCUGA
Molecule: messenger RNA, 849 nt
Organism: Sciurus carolinensis (gray squirrel)
Lineage: Eukaryota; Metazoa; Chordata; Mammalia; Rodentia; Sciuridae
Gene: Aurkc
Product: aurora kinase C
Exons: 6
Coding region: 1-849 (282 amino acids)
Biological process (GO): regulation of cytokinesis; protein phosphorylation; mitotic spindle organization
Cellular component (GO): chromosome passenger complex; spindle pole centrosome; spindle midzone
Molecular function (GO): ATP binding; protein kinase activity
Source: RefSeq, a predicted model, not a curated record